Punctularia strigosozonata HHB-11173 SS5 is the source of this 1620-nucleotide messenger RNA. RefSeq lists its product as uncharacterized. The record is from RefSeq and is a predicted model, not a curated record. The coding region runs from base 1 to 1620 and encodes 539 amino acids. Lineage: Eukaryota; Fungi; Basidiomycota; Agaricomycetes; Corticiales; Punctulariaceae. The transcript is spliced from 8 exons.
AUGGAUUUCUCCCGGCUGAUGCGACCGUCCGCCAUUCCGGCGCACAUGAACCUUAUUCAGGAUGGAUCGCACGCAGGAAGUGUUUCGCCCGCCGACGCCCCGGGAUUCGGCUCAAUACCACUCACGAAUCUUGCUGCAACCUAUGAUAGCACGCAGGAGACCAAGCCUUGGCAGGAGGCGGAUAUUUCACAGCUUAUUCGAUCGGCAUCGGACACGAUGCUGCUUUGCUAUGGUAACGCUGCAUAUAUGCGGGUCAUCGAAAGCAAGAACGGCCUUGAACGGCAAGUCGCCCUUUUGCAUCAGCAUAUAGCCAGCCUGUCGGCUGCCCCAGCAGUUCCGGACAGCCCGCAUCCGACUGUAGCGCCGAGCGGGUCAAUAUCAGCCUUGCACGUCUCACGGCCAGAAGAGCUUGAUCCCGGCAAUCCUUGCUAUUCUCGCAUCAAAUAUUGGACCAAGACGGCCUGGAAGUCCCGAGGACAGUGCGAGAAAGGUGAGACCGAGCCCAGCGAAGAGAAGAAGAAGGCGGACGAAGUUGCUCCCUCCGGCCGUUUUCCUUGGCUGGAGCUUCUGGACGGAUCACCUAUCGACGACGCGACGACGGAGGCUAUCACUGGCCGCAUGAAGGGUGUCUUCUUCCACUGGCACUCCUCUGGGAACGGGCCAGCUACGUAUACUGGGGCAACACUCCCGCAGCUCGACUUCCUUCACUAUCACUUGUGCAGAGCUUUCCCGCUGUUUUGCUAUUGCUCGCAUGGUUGGAAGCUCGACAAGGCCGCCUCUGACGUCUACGCCUCCUGGCAUCGUCAUAACAUCCGCUCAAAGGGAACGCUGAUAAAAGCGGAGUCUCCUGACUCGCUCCCUCUAUCUGGCAUGCAAAAGCGCCCACGGCCUUCGUCCGUAUCUCUUGGGUCUGCAUCAAUCCCGUCGCCCGCGAAGAAGCCCAGGGCCAUCACGCGCUCCGCCGUCUCGUCGCCUCUUGCGCGGUCGACCAUCACACAGCCUGUAUCUCCGCCCAGCUCUCACCCAUCGUCUCACGUUCUACUGGAUCAGGACCUCGACAAAAAUGACGCAGAAUCUCCGUCGUUGCCGUCGCCGGGUACCGUAGCAUCCCCUGACCCGUUCGUGUCGGCAUCUAUCCCACGCAGCUUCGGCACUGAAGCAAAGAGCCUCACAGUAGCGAAUCCGUUGGACAUUCUCACAGAUGGCGGUGAUUCCUUCACUCGUCUCUUGGCUCAAGAGGUCGAUAACGCGAAAAGUUUUGAUGCAGCCACCGCAACCGCGCAUGAGGACCUCAAGGUCUUCAGCGCUUCAUCGACUGCCGUGACUCGUGCUGCGUUCGAGGUCAGCGCCCCAUGGAACAAGCCCGACGUCGUCGCACCGCCCAAACAAUCACGCACCGACAAUGAGCCGAAAGUCGCGAAGCCAAAAAAAUCCGCCGUCUGUGCAGUGACCACAGCGUUUACCGGCAGAAACUUUUACAAGAAGGCUUAUCUCAACGAGCGACCUGGUACAGUCGUUCUCAACGACGAAUACGAACUCGCUUGGACAAGUCUGUCGGAUGCAGAGAGAAAGGAGUGGAACCAGAAGGCCAAAAAUGCGAAAACUACUUCGGCACCGUAA